GUGCUUUUAUUCAAAAUGGCUUCGGAUACCGAAUCAGGGUCAGAGUACGAGGUUGUAAAGGUCUUGCAACAGAGGCGCAGACGAGGCAUAACAGAAUAUCUGGUACGAUGGAGUGGCUUUGGACCGCAGGAAGAUUCUUGGGAACAAGAGAAUAAAUUGAGUAAUUGUGCCACACUUAUUCAAGAUUUCGUGAAAUCAAGCUUGACACCUGCUAAAAAAACAACAAAAAAGAGAACUUCAAGGUCACGAUCUUCAUCACGGUCGAGGUCAAGAUCCAGGUCACGAUCAAGAGCAAGAACAUCAUCAAAGAGCCGGAAAUCUCCUUCAAGGAAAAAGGUUGCCACUCCAGCCAAGGAAACAACUGUGAGCGUAAGGCAGACAAGGAGGUCGACUGCAGGUGCUAGUGUUGUACAGGAAACAACCACUUCAAGUUCUACAACCACUUCAAGUUCUACAACCACUAAAGUGGUGGAAGACCUGAAACCUCUAAACAGUGUCGAUGAGGAUGUCAAAACGACAGUAGUAAAAGAAACCUGGACAUCAAAAUCCUUGCAGACAAAGUCCACAAGUGAUCGUAAACCAGCAUGGCAGCCUCAGCUUCCUGAGUUCGUCCGACUGAACACGUCUGACGUCCCUGUUAUGAUCAUAUUCUCCUGUAUAACCAUCAUCACACUAUGUUUUCUGCUGGAAAAAUAUGUGGACUUUGAGGCUGUGUGGAACAGUCUAGCCGCAUGGUGUGCUGCAAUCACUGCACAACUUGAUCGUUUACGACCGGGAGACGAGAAGGUUAGCCAAGCAAAAAGCGUUUGAAAACCCCCACUGACAGUUUUCUGCCAUUAUCCCUCCUCACCAGGAAUUGUACAGAAUGAAUGCAAUAGGCAGCAUUUCUCUCCUCCAACUUAAUGUGGCCAUGCCCAAGUGCCAUGGAGAGAGACCAAGCAUUGUAUAAAGUUGUCGUGACAGAAUAUGUAAUGCACAAGCUAACCAUACACAUUAUUAUCCAACAUACCUAGUAUUUUUAACCUUAUGUUGUUAUUUUAAUCAAAUGUAUUGUUUACUGACAAGUAUUAGGUAGAGCUACUUUAUCCUCUUACAAAAGUUCUGAAAUAUACCGGUAAAGUUAUCAGUUUUUUAAAAAAAAUCCUUUUUUUUUUCUCUUUCCUUUUUUGUGCCAUGUGCUAAAUUUAAAUUUGUUAAUGUGAAUGUCAUCCCUAUAAAUUUGUUUGUAAAAUGUUUUGUUUUAUGACUGGUACAUUGUGCUUUGUGACUUAUAUGUUGAUGGUGUAACUUCAUGGUUGUAAGUUGGUGAUAAAUUCAGGGACUAGGCUCCAAGGAGAUAGCUUACAAUAUUCUCCACAAUCAGCUGCUGACUGGCUGGUCCAUUGUAUAUAAUACAUCUCUAAAUGGUAAAACAAAUGCUUAAAGAUUCUUUUCCUAAAUUUGUAUCUGAAACAUAGGUAGUAGGUAUACAAGGAUUGCAAUUUCACAUGUCAAUAAGUCUGAAGGAGUAAUCUGUAAUAAAUAAAAAAAAAAAUAUAUACAGUUGAUGGUGCAUUAUAAAAUGAACGUGAUGUAAUAAGCAGAUUUUGGUUUAAUAUGAUUACGGAUUAAGGUUGAUAAAUGAACUAUGAAUCAACUCAAUGUAAUGUGUUCUGAUCUAGCGUGGCUGAGAAAUGCAGGAAGAUAUAUAGGGACCAAAGGACAAUUUUUUUUAUCACUGACCGAAUGAAAUCAGUGGUGUUGUCUAAACAAAACAAAUAGAUAUAUUACCAAGAUUAUUUCUUGAUUAGAGCUUUUCUACAGUCCUGGUGUGGUUGUGUUGAAAAAAUUGACAUAUUCUCUAAUCUCUAUUAAACGGGUAUAACACAUACCUCCAAACUGCUUUAGGCUAUCGCUUUUGUAGACACUGAUCAUGAAAGUGGAAAUUCUUCUCCUGUAGAUGCAGCUUUCAAAUUCUGUUGCCAAGUCCAAUCAAAUGUACACAAAGUCUCUAGUCACCUAUCUUUUUACUUAUAAAUGGAAGAAUUCAAUAUUCAUUCUAAGUGUCCAUGUGAAAAUUGCAGCAUAUGAAGAUAUUGACGUGUUUUACUAUGAAAUCAUUUUUUACAACUAUUACUCAGCAUCAUCUCUUUGUGCUAUCGUUAGCGUUAGACUAUGUGUAACCAUUUAAUCUCAUUUGUGUAGGCCCCCACCGAUUUAUAGCUUUGUACACGUGAAAUGAUUUCAUUACUGAAGUGGGGAAAAAACGUUAUAUCAUUGUUCUUUCCAGAAACAAUUGUUUUUUCCUAUUCGUGUAGCUUACAAGUAUAUUGAUGAUUUAAGCUGUGAAAUAUCAAAUUGAUGUUGCAUUAGCGUUUUUCUUCUUUAAACUUGUUCAUACUGGUAAUUAAAAAUGGCAGCUUCAAUAUUGAAUUUUAACUUAAGCCGGGAUGUAGUUUUAAUAUCGGUGUGUAGUUCAAAUUGGCUUUCAUAAUUACCAGUGAUUAAAGCAUUGGCUUUCCUAGAAAUUUCUCAUGGCUGGUGGUGACAUUGUAAGUGGAAAUGGUUUUGGCUCCAAACAAUUUUCCUGUUAGAAUCUAAAUAGGUUUUUUUAUGCAUCCCAGAUUUGCUUGAUGAAUUGUUGAAAUUCAUAAGAAGUUUUUCUUUUUUCAUUUCAUAAUAUUUUAUUGUUCAGAUCUUAGUUCAGAAUUAGAACUCUCCUCACAUUCAAAGUGGUUAGCGUGCACUGUGCUUUAAAAUAGUGAAUGUGAUGGGGAAAAUACAAAAUAUUGAAAGUACAGACGUUUAAUGUCUAGUUUUUGAUUGUAGACAACGAUUUACCUGUUUGAUUUUCUAUGAUAAGCUGCGAUAUGAUGCUUUUACAGUUUACCCCGAUUGUUAUCCGAUAGGCAGCAUUGUAAUGGCCACAAAUUUGUGGAGACAAAAUUUAUUUUUUUUAAUUUUGGUUUUUAGAUGAUUUGUUGGAAUAUUAUAGAAACUAUUACAAAACCUGUUUGAGAUCCUUUAUUUACAGAAUAUUUGAUAUUGAAAUUAUCAUAUUCAUUGAUCCAUGACUAGUCUUUGUGUGACACUCGUUCAACCAUUCCAAAUUUUGUAAGGAUCGGGAUGAAACAUUGUAGGUUUCGCUUCAGGAAAAUCAUGUUCUACUGUUAUGUCAUUGUCAUCUGUUUGUCAUUGAAAUGUACCUUGUACGAUAUAUAUUUUUACCAUUUUCCCUAAAGAUUGGAAAGCAAUUUUACAGCAAAUGUUUUAAAAGAAACUUCGCAAUAAAAUACAGACUGAAAAAAUUUG
This is a messenger RNA of Pecten maximus, 3291 nucleotides long. RefSeq names its product testis-specific chromodomain protein Y 2-like. Gene Ontology annotation, biological process: chromatin organization; negative regulation of transcription by RNA polymerase II. The transcript is spliced from 5 exons. Bases 16 to 810 code for a protein of 264 amino acids. NCBI's taxonomy places the organism in Eukaryota, Metazoa, Mollusca, Bivalvia, Pectinida, Pectinidae. Gene Ontology annotation, molecular function: chromatin binding. Gene Ontology annotation, cellular component: pericentric heterochromatin. The record is from RefSeq and is a predicted model, not a curated record.